Peromyscus maniculatus bairdii (prairie deer mouse) is the source of this 3393-nucleotide messenger RNA. NCBI's taxonomy places the organism in Eukaryota, Metazoa, Chordata, Mammalia, Rodentia, Cricetidae. The record is from RefSeq and is a predicted model, not a curated record.
AAUCUUUAAGAGGUGGAGCCUGGGGGAGGAAGUGGGUCACUGGGGACAGGGUUGAGACUUUAUAGCCUGGUGCCACUUCCUGUCAUUUUCUCUGCGUCCUUGCUGCUGAUGCACUGUGACCACUGACUUCCUGCUCCUGACACCAGGUCUCCUGUGCCCCGCUGGAAAUAUAUCUUCAAACUGUCCUGGUGAAUAAACUGAAGUCAUCGAGAUUGUGGCAUGUCCCUUUACCCACCGACUUGUCUCUCUGGCCCUGAGACACAACCCUUUAUAAUAAAAACAAUACAGACACCAAUCAUGUGCUUUCCUGUCUCUUAUCUACCAUGUGGGUCCUGGCGAACAAACUGAAGUCAUUGCGUUUAUGGCACAUCCCUUUACCCACCGACUUGUCUCUCUGGCCCUGAGACACAACCCUUUAUAACAAAAACAAUACAGACACCAAUCAUCUGCUCUCCUGUCUCUACUAGAAAAUGGCAGCCAAGGGAGAAGCCUUUGAGGAGAGGAUUUCCGAAUUUGAUGAUGAGUUGGCCUCUGAGUUCUCUGCUCUUCUCGGUGUGGAUGCACUUCGGGUUUUAAAGAGACAAGACGAAGAAGACCAUCAGGAAAGAAUGAAAAUGAAGAAAGGUUUUAACUCGCACAUGCGCAGUGAGGCCAAGCGAUUAAAGACUUUCGUGACCUAUAACACGUUCAGAUCAUGGACGCCACAGGAGAUGGCAGCCGCUGGGUUUUACCACACUGGGGUGAAACUUGGGGUUCAGUGCUUCUGCUGCAGCUUAAUCCUCUUUUGCACCAGACUCAGGAAAACUCCCAUAGAAAGCCACAGGAAAUUCCGUCCAGGAUGCGAGUUCCUUUUGGGCAAAGACGUCGGUAACAUUGGCAAGUAUGACAUCAGGGUGAAGAGUCCCGAGAAGCUGAGAGGUGGCAAAGCAAGGUACCAAGAAGAGGAGGCCAGACUGGAGUCCUUUGAGAACUGGCCGUUUUAUGCCCAUGGGACCUCAUCUGGUGCCAUUGCUGGCCAGUCAAAACAUGUCACUGCAUCUGUAGGUAAAAGGGACACCGUGCAGUGUUUCUCCUGUGGUGGAUGCUUGGGAAACUGGGAAGAAGGAGACGAUCCUUGGAAGGAGCAUGCCAAGUGGUUCCCCAAGUGUGAAUUCCUUCAAAGUAAGAAAUCCUCAGAAGAAAUUGCCCAGUAUAUUAAAAGCUACGAGGGAUUUGUCCAUGUAACGGGAGAACAUUUUGUGAAUUCCUGGGUCAGAAGAGAAUUGCCUAUGGUGUCAGCUUACUGCAAUGACAGCAUCUUCGCUAAUGAAGAACUAAGGCUGGACACCUUUAAGGACUGGCCCCAUGACUCCCCUGGGGCUGUUGAAGCUCUGGUCAGAGCAGGCCUUUUCUACACAGGCAAAAACGACAUUGUCCGGUGCUUUUCCUGUGGAGGAUGUAUGUCGAAAUGGGAGGAAGGUGACGACCCAUUAGAAGAUCACACCAAGUUUUUUCCCAACUGUGUAUUUCUUCAAAACCUGAAGUCCUCUGCAGAAGAGAUUCCUGCCUUUCAGAGUCACUACACACUUCCAGAGGUCACGGACACCACAGGUGAAAGCAAUCAUGAGGAUCCAGUGGCCGUUCACUCAAUGGUGGCCGAUCAACUCUUUGCUAACUUGGACAAGUUCCUGAGCCUGAAAGAACUGUCUAUAAGUGUAAAUGGCAUUCCAGAUGUGCUCUUGGUCAUCCCUGGAGAUUUCUCAAACCUCCACCACAUGGAGAAGUUAUCCAUCCAAACCUCCACAGAGUCUGACCUCUCCAAACUGGUUAAAUUGAUCCAGAACUCUCCAAAUCUUCAUGUUUUCCACCUAGAAUGUGAUUUCUUUUCAAAUUGUGAGUCUCUUAUGACUGUGCUUGCUUCCUGCAAGAAACUCAGAGAGAUUGAGUUUUCUGGACGAUGCUUUGAAGCCAUGCCAUUUGUCACCACUUUGCCAAAUUUUGUUUCACUGAAGAUAUUGAAACUUGGGCGCCAACAGUUUCCAGAUAAGGAAACAUCAGAAAAGUUUGCACAGGCUCUGGGUUCUCUCAGGAACCUGGAGGAACUACUCCUUCCCAGUGGGGACGGGAUUCACCACGUGGCCAAACUGAUUGUCCGACAGUGUCUGCAGCUUCGGUGUCUCCGAGUUCUUGCCUUUAAGGAGACCUUGGAUGACGACAGUGUGAUGGAAAUCGCCAAGGGAGCAACCAGUGGAGGUUUCCAGAAACUUGAAAAUUUAGAUCUUUCAAUGAAUCACAAGAUUACAGAGGAAGGGUACAGACAUUUCUUUCAAGCCUUGGACAACCUGCCAAACUUGCAAGUGCUCAACAUUUCCAGGCAUCUCCCAGAAUCCAUCCAAGUUCAGGCCACCACUGUCAAGGCUCUGAGUCAGUGUGUGUCCCGACUGCCCAGCCUCAUCAGGCUUCAUAUGCUCAGUUGGCUCCUGGAUGAAGAGGACAUGAAAGUGAUUAAUGCUGUGAAGGAGCGACACCCUCAGUCCAAAUGCUUGAUUGUUCACUGGCAGUGGGUAGUGCCCUUCUCUCCUGUCAUUCAGAAGUGAAGGAUGCAGCUGAAGAUUACUGGAGGUCUCAAAACCCAAUUUUCGAAUACAUUUCACUCUAGACAAGCAUUGUGUCCCCAGUACUUAAGAGACUGAGACAGGAGGGUCAAGAGGUUGAGUCCAGCUAGGUUAUAUAACAAGACCUGCUGAUGAACCAAAUCCUUUACUAUUACAUACACAAGAAUAUUCUUAACCUGUCAGGCUGUUAACUGUUUGAAAGCCUGCACGCCCACAUUGAGCAGUCCUUGGCAAUCCUCGUAUGGUCCUGUCUAAAGACUAGAGCCUCACUCAAGUUCAUACUGAGAAUCCUCCAUUGCCAAGGUCAACAGGAAGAGGCAGAGAAAGGAACAUUGAUCUGUGUAAAAGCCACAAGGAAGGAGCAUUUGAUGGAGGUAAGAAAUGGCCAGUUUAAGGAUGAGUCCGUCCCACCCAUGAUGAAGCACGAGUCGACUUUAGCACAGGAUGCAGACAACUCUUUGCAGAGAUGCUCUUUAGUCUUUGCAGGGCUUCUGUAUAGUCACCAGCCUUGGUUUGGCCAUGCUUGCUCACACCAUCUCCCAUCCAUUGCGGAUGUGAAAAAGAAAGUGGGCUUAGAGAAAUCUGCUUUUGUUCCAGAGGCUUUUGAGAAUUACAUAUAUUAUGACAGCUUUAUAAUUUUGUUGGGAAUCCAGUCUGUUUUAUGUGAUUUGAUCUUGUAAGGAUUCCUGGGUAUAUUAACUUGAUUGUGAUAAUUGUCAUUUCAUACUGGUCACUGCUCUAGAGGUGGUGGGACCUGGGAGGAUGGAGUCAAUAAAUGAAGCCGACUACAAUCUCAUGC